Molecule: messenger RNA, 1825 nt
Organism: Drosophila arizonae
Lineage: Eukaryota; Metazoa; Arthropoda; Insecta; Diptera; Drosophilidae
Gene: Mal-A4
Product: Maltase A4
Biological process (GO): carbohydrate metabolic process
Source: RefSeq, a predicted model, not a curated record
CACCCUUAGUUCAAAAUGACCAGCUGGGCUAGCAUUGCGUUUGUUCUGGGCCUGGGCCUGUUGGCCGUCGAUGCGUCUGCUCCCUGGUGGCAGACGGCCUCCUUCUACCAGAUCUAUCCGCGCUCCUUCAAGGACAGCGACGGCAAUGGCAUUGGCGACCUGAACGGAGUCACCGAGAAACUGGAGUACCUGAAGGAGAUUGGCGUGACAGCGACGUGGCUGUCGCCGUUCCUGCGCUCGCCCAUGGCGGACUUUGGAUAUGAUAUUUCGGACUUCAAGGAGGUCGACGAGCUCUUCGGCACCAUGGAGGACUUUGAGAACCUGGUGGCACGUGCCAAGCAGCUGAACGUGAAAAUCAUUUUGGACUUUGUGCCCAAUCAUUCCAGCGAUGAGUGCGACUGGUUCAUACGCUCGGCUGCCGGAGAGGAGAAGUACAAGGACUACUACAUCUGGCAUCCGGGCUUCGUUGAGAACGGCGUACGCAGGCCGCCCAGCAACUGGGUGAGCGUGUUCCGUGGCUCAGCCUGGGAGUGGAACGAGCAACGCCAAGAGUACUAUCUGCAUCAGUUCCACAAGAAGCAGCCGGACUUCAACUUCCGCAAUCCCGUCGUGCGCGAGGAAAUGAACAAUGUGCUGCGCUUCUGGCUGGAGAAGGGUGUCGAUGGCUUCCGCGUGGACGCCAUCUACCACGCCUUUGAGGUUGAGGCCGAUGAGAACGGCAACUACCCGGACGAGCCGCGCAACGAAUGGACCAACGAUCCCGAUGAGUACGGCUACACCCACAAGAUCUAUACGGUCGACCAGCCCGAGACCCCACACUUGGUCUACGAGUGGCGUGAGAUUCUGGAUCAGUUCCAAAGGGAGCACGGUGGCGACGAGCGCAUACUGAUGGUGGAGACCUGGUCGCCCAUUGAUAUUGUGAUGCACUACUAUGGCAACGAGACGGCCGAGGGUGCACAAAUCCCCUUCAACUUCCAGCUGAUAACUAAUCUGAACGCGGACUCCGAUGCCUAUCACUACGAGUACUUGAUCAACAACUGGCUAUCGAAAAUGCCGAGCGGCAAGAGCGCCAACUGGGUGAUUGGCAAUCACGAUAAGAACCGCGUGGGCUCCCGCUUCGGUGCCGAGCGCAUUGAUCUGUUCAACAUUUUGCUGCUGACGCUGCCCGGCUGCAGCAUUACCUACCAGGGCGAGGAGCUGGGCAUGCUCGACGGCUACGUGUCGUGGGAGGAUACGGUCGAUCCGCAGGCCUGCAAUGGCCACGAGGCGGACUACAUGUGGAACUCGCGUGAUCCGGCUAGGACGCCCAUGCACUGGACAAAUGGCAAGCUGGCUGGCUUCACCGCCGGCAGCGAGACCUGGCUGCCCGUCGCCGCGGACUAUGCCGAGCGCAAUGUGCAGACGGAGCGCGGCAUUCCGCUCAGCCAUCUGAACGUUUACAAGCGCCUGCAGCAGCUGCGCCAGGAGCCGGCCAUCCAGCAGGGCGCUGCCGAAAUCAAGGCUGUCAAUGGCUACGUCUUGGCGGUCGAACGCUAUCUGAGUGGCAAUUACGUGUACAUCUCUCUGCUCAACAUCUUCGAGCACAUCGAGAAUGUGAACCUGAACGAUGUGUUCAGCGGCCUGCCCAGCACCUUCCAGUACGCCCUGGUCACCGAAAAGUCCAUCAGGCAGCUGGGCGACAAGGUCUCCAGCAGCAGCAUCACCCUGAUGCCCUACGAGUCCGUUGUCCUGCGCUCCACGACAACCAUCUGAGCCAACGGCUGGACUAUCUGCUGUUAGCUAUCGUAUGCACAAUAAAAAACAAAUAUUGUUUAUCUCGAUGUGA